This is a messenger RNA of Podarcis muralis (Common wall lizard), 1420 nucleotides long. It is a transcript of the gene SRA1, whose product is annotated as steroid receptor RNA activator 1. Lineage: Eukaryota; Metazoa; Chordata; Lepidosauria; Squamata; Lacertidae. Gene Ontology annotation, cellular component: nucleus. The record is from RefSeq and is a predicted model, not a curated record. Gene Ontology annotation, biological process: regulation of transcription by RNA polymerase II.
CCUCCUCCUCGGCGCAUGCGGGCCUGGCCUCCUUUGCCCUUCCCCCUCCGGAUCCGGCCCGCCACGUCAGGCGCCGGGAAGCGGCUGCGGGCGCGUCUCGCUGAGGGGGAGGCCAUGGCGGAGCUCUACGUGAAGCCGGGGAACCGGGAGCGCGGCUGGAACGACCCGCCUCAGUUCUCGUACGGCCUGCAGCAGCUUCAGGCUUCCGGGGCAGGAGGCGGCGGCGGCGGCGGCAAGCGGGGGAUCCUGACGCGACGCCCGGCAGCGGCUCCGGGAGCAGCACCGCCGCCUCCUCCUCCUCACGGGCCAGCACCUGGUCCAGAAAGUGCUACCUGCUCAGCAGCGUCGUCAGCUCUUCCACCGCCACCGGUGGGCUUGCCUCCUCCUGGUUUGCCAAGCCGCUCUGUGAGGGUAGAUGCCACAAACCAACCCGUCACUGAGGCUGGAGAGGAUUGCCAUGUGGAAGAUGUUCUUGCCCCCUUGAAUGAGGCUCUGGCCAAUUGCAGGAGAUCUGUACCAAAACAGGUUUGUGAUGACAUCAGCAAGCGCUUAGGAAUCCUGCAGCAGAUGUGGGUACAAGGGAAACUCUCUGCCCCAGUGAGAAAGGGAAUGAAGAUUCUGACACAAGAGCUCAAGAAGCGGCACUGGGAUGCAGCUGAUGAGAUCCAUCGCUCACUAAUUGUGGACCAUGUCACUGAAGUGAGCCAGUGGAUGGUAGGAGUGAAAAGGCUCAUUGCAGAAACAAGAAACUUGCAUACAGAAGAUCUGGCCACAGAAGAUUACGAGCAAAAAGUUGAAACCUCUUUGGAACCAGAAUGCCAGUAAGAUUAGGCCACGUCCAAGGAGUUGGCAGUAUAAGACUGGGCCCACAGGGGACUGAAUUCCUAAGCAGCAGAGGAAGGCGUUUUAUCUCCUGAGCAUUGGUGACCUACUCAAGUUAACUUUUGCCAAUCUGACCAAAGCUCAAAGCUUAAGGAGAAUCUCUCAAGUAAGCUGGAGAAUUCUGUGCAGCUAUUUGAAAUUGGUGACUGUGGUUAAAAAUAGCCAGCCCUUUCUGGACUUGGUACAAAUGGAAGGAAGUGACUUGGUGAUGCAAUUGUAAUGCAAGUGUACAAUGAAAGUCCAGACUGAUACAUGUGGUACUGAAACUAAGAGCUUGCACUUACAGCUACUGCUGCUCUGAAGUUCAUUUCAGUCUGGAUAAGGUUCCUGGUCUUCAUCUACAGGCAACAACCAAUUUAUGUGUGACUGCACGCAUGCGCAUUGCGGCAACCCAGAAGUGGCUGGAAAAUGGGGAGGUGUGGGCUUGUGCAUGCUCCUCCACUGGACACAAUGACCUCAAACGCACCCCCCCACACAGAUGUACCUUGUAUUUUUCAUUCAAAUCUUUCUAGGAAAAUGUAGACUGUACAAAAGUGAG